ACAGGUGUGCUUGAGUUUUCCAUUAACCUGUGGUGUCGUCCGUCAGAGGUGACAAUGGUUACCCACAGAGACAGAGGCCUUCGCCACUUGAAGAACCCGUCGACGUCUCGAAAGUCCAUAAAAUCUUCUGUCCUGUCAGUAGCACUCUAUGUGAUCCUGUUGUUCACUCUGUCAAUAUUUGUUUUCAUACUGUACAGUAAGGAUAUUCUCGAUGAUGAGCACGCCAUGCCUCUACUUAGAGUUGAGAAGUCCGAAUCGAAGCAGCAAUUAGAGGUUCAACUUUGGGAAACACCUUCUAGCUACAGUUUACAUCCAUGCAUUGAACCAACUAAUAAAUAUAAAGUUGUGCUGGGUUGGGAUCGCUAUAUCACUGUCCGAAGUAAUGGAGGACUGAAUCAAAUGCGCACUGGGAUAGCCGAUAUGGUUGCUGUGGCACACAUAAUGAAUGCCACGUUGGUGAUUCCACAACUGGACAAGCGUUCUUUCUGGCAAGAUACAAGUACAUUUUCUGAUGUAUUUGAUGAACCUCAUUUCAUUAAACAUUUACAACAAGAUGUGAGGAUUGUGAAGGAGCUUCCUAAAGAACUCGAAUCUCUACCUCGAGCUAGGAAGCACUUCACCUCAUGGUCUGGUGUGGGCUACUACGAGGAAAUGAAACAAUUAUGGAAAGAUUAUCGGGUAAUUCAUGUUGCAAAAUCAGAUUCUAGACUCGCAAACAAUGACCUGCCUCUUGAUAUACAGAGAUUAAGAUGCCGUGCUCUGUAUCAUGCUCUUCGUUUUUCUCCUUCCAUCGAAAAUCUGGCAAAGAAGCUUGUGGGGCGACUGCGAUCACGUGCAGAACGAUACAUUGUGCUUCAUCUACGCUAUGAGAAAGAUAUGCUGUCAUUUACUGGAUGUACCUACGGCCUCAGUGAUGCAGAAUCAGAGGAGCUCAGAGUGAUGAGGGAGAAGACAAAUCAUUGGAAGAUUAAGAAUAUCAAUCCAAUAGAACAAAGAAUUGGCGGCCUCUGCCCUCUAACACCCAAAGAGGUUGGAAUAUUUCUUCAAGCUCUCCGAUACCCACCAUCUACCUUGAUAUAUAUUGCUGCUGGGGAAAUUUAUGGCGGUGACAGACAUCUCUCAGAGCUGACAUCUCGCUUUCCAAACGUAGUUUCCAAAGAAAUGCUUGCAACCGAAGAAGAACUAAAAACUUUUUCCCAUCAUGCAACCCAAUCCGCCGCCCUUGAUUAUAUAAUAUCGCUAGAGAGUGAUCUUUUUGUUCCAUCCCAUUCUGGGAACAUGGCAAUAGCAGUGGAAGGUCAUCGCAGAUUCUUAGGGCAUCGGAAAACGAUCACUCCAGACAGGCAACGACUGGUUGAACUAUUCGAUAAAUUGGAGGCUGGAACUCUUAACAUGUCAUCCUUUUCUCGUCUUGUUAGGCAACUGCAUAGAAAUAGGUCUGGAGCCCCACGGAGAAGACACGGUGCUCCUUCUGGAAUCAAGGGCCGCGCAAGAUUGAGACUCGAGGAACCAUUCUACCAAAACCCAUUCCCAGAAUGUAUAUGCAAAUCAUCAGAGUAGGCAGAGAGGUAUUUGGCAUUGCCCUUGUAUUUUUAGCCUUUUAAAUUUAGCAUAGAUUUAGAUUUUUUGUCUUUUUUUAUUAAAAAUUGGUGACACUUAUUAUUUUUACUUCUCAAAUGUUGAUAGUCGAUCUCAAAUUCAGAAUUAAAUAGGUGGGUUGUAAAAUUUGCUGCCCUUAGUUUAGUAGGAUGGAGAUGAAGGAAUGAAUUAUCAAACCUUUUUCUUUUCCUUUUU
Molecule: messenger RNA, 1794 nt
Organism: Andrographis paniculata
Lineage: Eukaryota; Viridiplantae; Streptophyta; Magnoliopsida; Lamiales; Acanthaceae
Product: O-fucosyltransferase 38-like
Exons: 11
Coding region: 55-1560 (501 amino acids)
Cellular component (GO): nucleus; cytoplasm
Source: RefSeq, a predicted model, not a curated record